This is a messenger RNA of Petromyzon marinus (sea lamprey), 7865 nucleotides long. It is a transcript of the gene BRCA1, whose product is annotated as BRCA1 DNA repair associated. Gene Ontology annotation, molecular function: metal ion binding; ubiquitin-protein transferase activity. Gene Ontology annotation, cellular component: BRCA1-BARD1 complex; BRCA1-A complex. NCBI's taxonomy places the organism in Eukaryota, Metazoa, Chordata, Hyperoartia, Petromyzontiformes, Petromyzontidae. Gene Ontology annotation, biological process: mitotic G2 DNA damage checkpoint signaling; positive regulation of transcription by RNA polymerase II; double-strand break repair via homologous recombination. The record is from RefSeq and is a predicted model, not a curated record.
GAUCUGUAAUAAGGUAGGGCACUGAUAAUAAGUCGUUGACAGGUAUGAUAUACAGUAAUGUAAAAGUAGGAAUAAUGCAAUUUGGGGAUAUUCAAAUGCAUAAGUAACGCGAGUUUUAAACUUGAUUAUUUGAACUUAAACUUAUAUCCAUCCGUUGCUUAACUCGGGACCGCUCAGAAGCACGCCUGCUCAACUGUGAUGGCACGACACUCAUGUAAAUACAGAUGUGGUGACGUUUCGGGCAAUGGUUCAUCUGUAUGCCAUUAUGAAGGCGUGUGUGUGAUCAGAUCGAUACUCAUUUAUUGACGCCGGUUACAAGUACAGUACAUGCCCACAUUAUUGCGUGAUUUUGGCCGAUCGCAAAACGCUAUAAUUUUAAAAAAGUUAUUUUGUACUUCUGAAAUGAAAACACUGAGGAAGAUGUAGACCUUAGAUGUAUAUCUACUGUAUAAUAUACAUUUGUUAUUUUUUUAAAGAGGGUUAACGGAAUUAACUUUUAAAAAAUAUAUAUAAACUCGGACUCGCCCACGUGACCGAACGCUCGUUUUCGCGGGAAACCUGAACAUGGCGGCGUACGCAAUGUUUACGUUUUUGUACAGCGAGUGAAUCAACCAAAACAAAUAAAACAGGCACAGUCAUAACAGGCACAACUUACAACAUCGGAGGUCGUGGACGUCGUCGCAUAGCCGGGUGCGCCACCGACACUGGCCACUGGAUGCGUUAGGCCAUCCGGUGAGUGACCGGUGAGUGACCGGUGGUCGUGCGAAGCCGCACCGGCGUGGGCAAGGUGAGCGGUGGCACGGACGGUACGGGAACCGCCGGCGGCAUGGAGGCGCGCAUUCUGCGUGUGCGGCAGGUGCUAACCCUGAUGGAGCAGACGCUGGAGUGCCCCAUCUGCCUGGACAUCAUGAAGGAGCCCAUCUCAACCAAGUGCGACCACCAAUUUUGCCGCUUCUGCAUUCUGGAGCUGCUGGAAAAAAGCAAAGGCCCUGCACUGUGCCCGAUGUGCAAGGAAACAGUUACCCGGCGGAGCUUGCGGGAGAACCCCAUGUUUAAGCAGAUUGUGGUCGGGGUGCAGCGUACGAUGCAGGCGUUUGAGGAGGACACAGGCCUCCAGUUCACUGCAGUGCCUGGGCCCCCGGAGGUUUCGGUGUGGGGGUCCCCGCAGUCGGAGCCAAACAGGCGUGCGCGCGGCUCCAGACGCCCGCGUACGCUGGGUCAGUCUCGCGCUGGCGCCACCAGUCUUUCGGAGACUGUCUCCUCCCGCCCGAAGAGACAGAGGGCUCGGCCGAACUACGUAGAGUUAGGCCUGGACUCAUUGUCGGAUGAUGGUGAGCCUUGGAUCAGUGCCCUUGCUGCAGAGGAUGGGUUGAAGAGUUCGUCGUUCCGGCGGCCUCGAGCGGAGCGUGGUGGGGACACGAGGAGCGACGGCGCACGGCAGCGGGGUGAAGCGCCAUCGGCGCCGCCCCCACUCGCUGGCGAGUGGUCACGUGACUCGACGGGCGUCGCUGGCGACACCAAUCCCAAGAUGGAACCCUCGCCCGGUUCUGCCGCACCAUCGGGGAUCGCGGCUGCCAUGGUUCGAAAAGAUGAUGCAAGCUCCCCGGCGCCGGCAACUGUGAGUGGCGAAAUCGCCGAAGAGGUCAAAAUCGCGGCGCCACCAGCUAAGAAAUCGAAGCGCGUAAGCAUCCGGAAGGUGAAGGAGUGGCUGCAGAAGAUGGAUGUUGCUGGUGAACCCAAAUCCGCGUCCACAGACCAUGUGGACGGCGCUGAUAAAGACGACAAUGAGGGUGGCGGUGGCGGUGAUGGUGACAUGGCUGAUGGUGGCGGUGAUGGCGCUGCAGACAGCAUAUCUGGAGGCUCAGAGCGCACGACACUACUGGAGGAUCGUUCAAUGGAGGUGUCCCCGGUGCCGGUGGUAGUGCCAUUGAUGGAGCUGGAGAAGCCACUGCUGACUAUGAACCCCGGGGACCGGCUUUUCGGCAAGCGCUACGGCCGACGGCACAAGCUGCUACCGCGGGCACGGGUACAGGCGGCAAAGCGCAGUCGUGGGGCUUUGGCGCCAGUCUGUGCUUCUACAAGGGUCGCUGUUGAUGGUGCUGGUGGUUCUGGUGGCGUUGUUCGUGUGGUUGGUACUGCUGGCGCGCCUGACGAUGCCAUCACGGCGGAGAUGGGCCAGGUUGCGGCGAGCACGCGCCCUCCGAGCACCGGCAAGGUUGUGGGGAAGCGCCGGCCUCGCCGAUCCACGGAGAUGUCUCUGGAGGACUUCAUACGGAGGGAACCUCCAAGCGCCGUAGCGUCGACCACCGGCUCCGUGCACGCUGUCCGUGAGGAUGGCGGCAUGCGGGUAGUCAAGACAAGACCCAAAAGGCGAAAACUUAAAAAUGAGGCAUCCUCUCACAUGAAGAAUGAAGCUUCCCCGCACCAAGGAAAUAAUGGUUUGCCCCAAGAACAAGGGGAGAACAAUGGGGUACCCCUACAGCAAAGAGAGAAUGGUUUUGCCCUUCAGCCAGAUACAGAUGCAUCUCCUAAGCAGGGAGGAGAGAACAGCCCAUCCCUACCACAGGAUAUAAACACUUCUCCCCUGCAGCAGGCAGUGAACGAGACGCCGCUGCAGCCACAGCAGCAGCCGCAACUGCUCAGAAAAAGCGCGUCGGCACAAAAGCGUUCGGCCGCUAAGGUUCACCGGUAUCACUCAGUAGGGGACGGCAGCAAGAGCCGGCGCCGUUUGGAGCUGCAGGUUGGUGGCCCAAGCCAUGUCAGCUGGGUGCCGGCCUCCAUCGAGUGCUUCAGCAGCAGCGAGGACGCCCUGCGAAACUCUCCGCUGCAGGCCAACAAGCGCCGCCGCUCGCUGGGGAUUCUGGGGAAGGAUGUGCGGCUGGCAGACAACGACGAGGGCCUUGCUCGCCCGCGAGUAACUCCUCCAUCCGCCGAGGUCGCCGAUGACGGUGCAGGUGGCCUGCACGAGAACCGGAGCGUUUUGCCGGGCCAGAAAUUGGCGCGGCUGUGUGACCACAAGUGCCAUGGUUCCCCGUCGGUCGUGCCGGAGACACCGUGCUCGCCCGCGUCCCUGCUCCUCGUUGCUGACGGUGCUGCCGGUGGUGGUGUCGUCACGGCACCGGCGCUGGCGAGGAGGUGCGUUGUCUGCCUAGAGAGGAUGCCCCCCGGCGCGGUUACCGCGGGGUCGACCGUGGCUUCCCCGCGAGAAGCUCACCGCGCCCGCCAUGGAACCGCCACCACCGAACCAGAGCACAAGCUGGGCAGCAAGGAUGCUGACUGUUGCGGUGACGAGGUCUCACCGAUCGACACGCCGGAUGGCCUGCUGGUGCUGCUGGAGGAAGGUGCGGAGCAAGAUGGCAGGGUCUCGGAGGGCGGCCGAGAACAUGGCGGCGAUUGCACGGGGGUGAUGGCGGUGACACUGACCCCGGCGGAAACUCUUGUGGAGCGAAGAGGUGGCCCGGAAGAGGCAAGCGGCAGCGGCAGCAAUGGCAGUGUGGUCGAGAAUAGCCAGUCACUGCUGCACCCUCAGCUCGAGCGCUCAGGGACAGAGGAGGGAGCGACAGGUGCUGGCGAGGCCUUGUCGCUGGUGGACGUUUCCGUUGCAUCGCAGAUGCAGCAGGGGCUUACGCGCAGUGUGUUAAAUUUUCAGCAGGAGCCAACUCUAAAUAAGUCAGACUCGCAGCUGGAACCAACGGAAGAUAAGUUAGACCCACAGGAGGUACGAAUGCAAGAUAAGUUAGACACGCACCAGGAAAUAACGCCGUACAAGUUAUACCGGCAGCAGGAGCGAACGCAAGAUGAGUUAUGCCCACAAGGGGACCUAACGCAAUAUAAAUUAAACACGCAUCAGGAACUAACACCACCUGAUUUAAGCGCACAACAGGCAUCAAUGCCUGAUUCAUUGCCUCAGCACCAGGAGCCAAUUGCGACUACAUUGAUCCCUCAGCAAGAAUCAAUGGGCAAUGACCUGGACUUGCAGCAGCUGCUAAACGAAGCUGCAAAUUUUCCACGUGAGGUGAAAGAUGUAAGUAAGGGCGUGGGGAGCGUGGAGGAUGGCGUGGUGAGCAUGGAGGAUAGCGAGGUGGACACACAGGUGGCACUCCUCUCUUUCCUGCCCUCCAAGAGACGCUCGUUCCUCUUGGUGAGUCCUGGCACCUCUCACCAGGUGGGUGUUCACCAAUCCGAGACCCACCGGACGGAAGAGCACCAGACCAGCACCCACCGGGGCAGUGGUAACCAAGCCGAGACUCGCGGAGCCGAUGAAAAACAAACCAUCUCUCGCCACACUGGUGAUAACCAAACUAUUAUUCCCCCAAACGGUGAUAAUCAAACUGGUGAUAACCAAACUAUUAUUCCCCCAAACGGUGAUAAUCAAACUGGUGAUAACCAAACUACCAUUCACCAGACUGGCAAGCACCAAAUCAUCUCUCUCCAAACUGCUGAUAACCAAACCAUCACUAACCCAACCGGUGAUAAUCAAACUGGAGAUCACCAAACGAUCUGUCGCCAGACUGGUGAUCACCAAACCAUUUGUCGCCACACUGGUGAUAACCAAACUAUUAAUCAGCAGACUGAUGUUAACCAAACCAUCACUCACUCGGCCAGUGAUAAUCAAACUGGUGAUAGCCAAAUCAGCACUUACCAGAGCGGUGAUAACCAAACCAUCACUCGCCAAAUUGGUGACAACCCAAUCAGCACUUCUCAGACCAGUGACAAAAGCAGCAUUCACUGGACCGGUCAUAAACAAACCAACAGUCACAAACCUGUUGAUAGCCAGAACAACGCUCACCUGGCAAGCUUGCCACUACUUAGCACUAAUGAAGUCGUCCUCCACCGAGCCGACGCUCACCGCACCGUCACAGACGCGAUGUGCGCCCGCUGGGCUGAACCUCCACGUCGCGGUAACCGGCUGACGAAGAGAACCCAUGCCGGCAGAUGCGCGCGAGGCUCCGGCUCCUCCUGGCGCUCAUCCUCACCGUCGCCCGGCCGAGAGGCCACGCUUCGGGGGGGCGCCGGCAGUGGCGACGAGUCAAACGACACGCUCCAACUUCGGCACGGAACGGCGCUGCCCCUCCCGGUUCCGGCCGGUGAUGCGGCGCUUAGUCAGAGUGGCACAGACGGCACUCCUGACAUCAUCAUGCCCACCCAGCGAAAUACAACCGACAGUCGGCCCGGUUCGUUGGCUGCACGUAGCCAUACCAGCGCAACCACUAGCAGCCAGGAAGAUUCCAGUGGUCGACCGUCCAUCUCGACAAUGGCCGACAGCCAGCCGGAGAAAGUAAUCGGCAACUCGCCGCUGCUAACCUGCUGUCAGUCCGAUAUGGUCGUUGGCAGCGGCACGGGUGUGCGUCUUGGGCGGCGGCGGUCGCUCAUUCCAUGUUGUGAACAGCCGGAGGUGAAAGUGGUCGACAGCUCGCCGUCCAUAGCUGUUGACAACAGCCAGUCGGUCGCCGUUAUCAGUGUCAGUGACUUGGCGGUCUCGGCCGUGAGCAUCUCGCCGCACGUAGCUACUGCGCGAGGCCGGAAGCAGCGGCGGCGGCGGCGGAUUAGAGUCAUUGUAUCAUCGUCAUCGUCGGACAGCGACUGCGAGGUGGAGCUGCCCAGCCUUGGCGGUAUGAAGGUGAAGUGGCAGCAGCAGGGGGGCAUGUUGGGGAGCCCACGUGACAAAGGAGGACCCCGCACGUCCCCCCCCAUCGGCAGCACCCUCCCCGCGUCGUCCCCUCCGCUCAGUCAAUGCUCGACUGCGUCCAUGGAUCUGUUUGCGUCGCAGUCGGAGGGCUCCGUGUGGGGCCGGCAUGGGCCAAGCAGCCCUGGCGAUCGAGACGGCGCCGAGGGGCGCGCGGAGGUCGCAGAGGCCACGGGGUUGACGACCUCUGCCGGUCGUCGGCAACCUUUGAACUGUGACCCUGAGUCAGGUGGGGAGGGCAACAGCGCAGCAGAGCCAAGGUCAAGGAGAGACGGCAUUUUGGAGAACGAGAGCGAGUCGACCGUCAUCUGGGCGUCUCAGGACGUCGACUCUGAGAUGAAGCAGGAGCUGAUGCGGAACCUGCACGAGAUGGGGGAUGAGAUCGCCGCUUUGGAGGCCGCCCUGGAGGACGAAGACGACUGCGUCCCCUUGCCUCCCUCUCCUCCCACACCUCCCUCGCUUUGCUCUCGUUGGAAAGUCGGCUCGCGCGGACAGACGGCCGCCCAGACGACCUCGCACCGGGAUGACGGAAACGGUGGCUGCGAAUUGGCCGGCGCUUUGUCGCGUCGCGUGCCGGUCGGCGCCGUCGACCGUGGAUCUGGAGGACAUGGCGGUCGGGGAGCCGCCUCGCCAUCGUGGGAGGCCGAGCGCUCCGACACGCUCUCGGACGCCCGGUGCUACGUAGACACUGCUGCCUCGCACGGCGGCGCUAGCGUUACUUUUUCCGAUGUCGCUCACCGUGCGGAGAGGCUCGUUGACGUCGGCAGCACGAAAGAAUCCAGCGGGAAUCCUCGGCGCUUGUGCCUCGUCGCGUCCGGGCUGAGCAAGCGGGAUGCGCUGGUGGUCGAGCGGUUUUCACAUCAGGCCGGCGGUUGCUUCCAGUCGCACUUCUCUCCUGAAACGACUCACGUGCUCAUGCAGACAGGUGGCAGCCUGGUUUGUGAGCGCACGUUGAAGUAUUUCCUGGGCAACGCAGGACAUUGCUGGGUCCUCACCUUCUCUUGGGUGGAAGAAUGUCUGCGUCAAGGCUGCAUCGUGGAUGAGGCCCCGUUUGAGAUUCAGGGCGACGUAGUGAAUGGUCCCGACCACUUGGGGCCCCGUCGGUCACGGCUUGCAACUCUGAAGCUGCUGCGGGAGUUUGAGAUCUGCUGCUACGGUGCCUUCAAGGAGAUGACCAAAGCGGAACUUGAGUGUCUGGUUCAGAUGAGCGGAGCCGUGCUUGUGAAGGAACCGAGUGCUUUCUCCUUCCAUCCGAACUUUGUGCCGCUGCUGGUCGUGCAGCCCGACGCCAACCCGGCCGGCAUGGACUUCACAGCCCUGCACCGCCUCUACAGCGCCCAGAUGGUGACGCGCGAGUGGGUUCUGGACUGCAUCGCCACGCACCGUGUGCGUCGUCUCAACGCAUACCUCCUGUCCCCCCACACCGCGCCUCGCCAGGAGUCCCCAUAGCCGCCCCGGUGUGCCAAACCGUGCCGCCCCUCCCCCACCGCUGCCAUCCCGGGGAUGCUGUCCGUCGACCCCCAGCGACGGCACCCCCCGUCCCCCCUCUCCUCCUGUCCGUCCGUCCGUUCGAUCGAUAUUUCCUUUGAAGCUACGCGAUUCGUAGUGGUACCCUUCUCACCCUGGUUGCCCGCCACCAGACCAGAGCAUUAACGGUAACGUCCUGGACCUAAUUUCUUUUCCCUGAAUAUUUUCCGGGUUGCCGGCAUCGAUGGGAGUGGACGUCCACGUGACUCGUCGUAGCCACAGCCAUAACGAGAGGUAUAUACUAGAUGUUUGUGUGCGGGGUGCAGGUGUAUUUUGUGUUCAGACAAACGGAGCUGAAAGUCUUAAGUUCUGCUUGUAACGUCCGGAGCCGCGCUUCACGUGUCGGUGGGACGGCAGGUCGUGGCGAUUGCUCGCGAGAGAGUGCCCGCUGACCUGUGGGAAAAUCGCCACGGUCAUUCGUGUACGGCGGAAACUGUCGUCAUGUGUGCCGUGGCUCUAUACCCAGGGGUGUUACCCCACUCUUUCCUUCACUUGAAUAUGCGUGUUGUAUGUUAACCUUAAGUGGGUUUUUUUUGUUGUUGCUUUAAUUUAUAAUGAUAACAUUCCAUUUUUGUGACCAGCAGAGGCUGAAUAAAUCUCAAGGACUCUUUUGUAUUUUCACGAGGGGGUCCUCCGUGGGAUGUUUUGUUCA